Nannospalax galili (Upper Galilee mountains blind mole rat) is the source of this 5232-nucleotide messenger RNA. It is a transcript of the gene Dab1, whose product is annotated as DAB adaptor protein 1. Bases 315 to 1931 code for a protein of 538 amino acids. The transcript has 14 exons. The record is from RefSeq and is a predicted model, not a curated record. Lineage: Eukaryota; Metazoa; Chordata; Mammalia; Rodentia; Spalacidae. Gene Ontology annotation, biological process: ventral spinal cord development; lateral motor column neuron migration.
GGUCUCCUCCCCCUGCUCUGACGCGCGCCUGUGGCUUCCCGGGGAGGAUGGACCCAGCUCGGCGCAUGGCCGGGCUUCCCCGGGCCGGAGAGCUCGUCUGAGUGCAGCCGCCCGCCGGGCAUGGGGAGCCGCGUCCAGGGCUGCUGCGGCAGCGGAGGAGGAUGCUCCGGGGAGCCGAGCACUCCGAAAGAGUGAAUGACAUGAGCAGCGUGGGGAGUCAUUUCUGAAGGGAGGAGCCUUUCUCUCGGAGAGGAUCCUCAAUGAGCCUGGCCGAGGCCCGGGGUCUGUGUGAAGAGGCCUAAGGAUUAAGUAGGAUGUCAACUGAGACAGAACUUCAAGUAGCUGUGAAAACCAGCGCCAAGAAAGACUCCAGAAAGAAAGGUCAGGAUCGCAGUGAAGCCACUUUGAUAAAGAGGUUUAAAGGUGAAGGCGUCCGGUACAAAGCUAAACUGAUUGGGAUUGAUGAAGUUUCCGCAGCUCGGGGCGACAAGUUAUGUCAAGAUUCCAUGAUGAAACUCAAGGGUGUUGUUGCUGGCGCUCGUUCCAAAGGAGAACACAAACAGAAAAUCUUUUUAACCAUCUCCUUUGGAGGAAUCAAAAUCUUUGAUGAGAAGACAGGGGCCCUCCAACAUCAUCAUGCCGUUCAUGAAAUCUCCUACAUUGCCAAGGACAUCACAGAUCACCGGGCCUUUGGAUACGUCUGUGGGAAAGAAGGGAAUCACAGAUUUGUGGCCAUAAAAACAGCCCAGGCGGCUGAACCUGUUAUUCUGGACUUGAGAGAUCUGUUUCAACUCAUUUAUGAAUUGAAGCAAAGAGAAGAAUUGGAAAAAAAGGCACAAAAGGACAAGCAGUGUGAACAAGCUGUGUACCAGACAAUUUUGGAAGAAGACGUUGAAGAUCCUGUGUACCAGUACAUUGUUUUUGAGGCUGGACACGAGCCAAUCCGUGAUCCUGAAACAGAAGAGAACAUUUACCAGGUUCCCACCAGCCAAAAGAAGGAAGGUGUUUACGAUGUGCCAAAAAGUCAACCUGUAAGUGCUGUGACCCAAUUAGAACUUUUUGGGGACAUGUCUACCCCUCCUGAUAUAACCUCUCCCCCCACUCCUGCAACUCCAGGUGAUGCCUUCCUCCCGUCGUCAUCCCAGACGCUCUCGGGGAGUGCAGACAUGUUUGGCUCCGUAUCUUUUGGCACUGCUGCUGUACCCUCAGGUUAUGUCGCUAUGGGCGCCGUCCUCCCAUCCUUCUGGGGCCAGCAGCCCCUCGUCCAACAGCAGAUCGCCAUGGGUGCUCAGCCGCCCGUUGCUCAGGUGAUGCCGGGGGCUCAGCCCAUUGCAUGGGGCCAGCCAGGUCUCUUUCCUGCCGCUCAGCAACCCUGGCCAACUGUGGCCGGGCAGUUUCCGCCAGCCGCCUUCAUGCCCACACAAACUGUUAUGCCUUUGCCUGCUGCCAUGUUCCAAGGUCCCCUCACGCCCCUUGCAACCGUCCCAGGCACGAAUGACUCUGCCAGGUCAAGUCCACAGAGUGACAAACCCAGGCAGAAAAUGGGAAAGGAAAUGUUUAAGGAUUUCCAGAUGGCCCAGCCUCCACCCGUGCCGUCACGCAAACCCGACCAGCCCUCCCUCACCUGUACCUCAGAGGCCUUCUCAAGUUACUUCAACAAAGUCGGGGUGGCACAGGAUACGGAUGACUGUGAUGACUUUGACAUCUCCCAGCUGAAUUUGACCCCUGUGACUUCUACCACGCCGUCCACCAACUCACCUCCAACUCCAGCCCCUAGGCAGAGCUCUCCAUCCAAAUCAUCAGCAUCCCACACCAGUGAUCCUACCGCAGAUGACAUCUUCGAAGAGGGCUUUGAAAGUCCCAGUAAAAGUGAAGACCAAGAGGCUGAGCCAGAGCCUCUCUAUGCGCAGAUCAACAGACCUAAGAAAUAGCAUCAAUGUGAGCUCGUGGUGGGUGCUUCAAGACUGGCAUGGAAAUCAGCAUCACGACAGGCUCUCUUCUAUCUCUCGCCUCACCUCAUCCCACAGAGAAAUUCAUAAUCACCAAUUGAACUGUCCGAAGAGGGAAAGAAAUGUUUUUGGCAACCUAUGACAGAUAUUUAUGGCAGCACAAAAACAAAAAACACAACACCACCCCACAAAAGUAUUUUUUAAAAACCCACACCCAACGUAAAGUCACCAGUCAAGCAAAUGCUAACCUGACAAAGAUCCUGAGCUCUCUCAGCUGGGUUUAAGAAGCCUGUGGAUGUGAAACUAUUAUUGUGCUUUUGUUUUGCUCUCUGUUGACCACUGUAGAGACUGCGGAUCUGGAGUGGCAGGCCUCAGAGAACUGCAACCAGGUCGACACUGACUCGUUUUAUGCAAAAGCAGGGGAUCCUCAUGACCACCGCAUCGUCAUCUAUAUGCCUUUGGCUGUGGUGACGUGUCAUCGUUCCGCAGGGCCUGGUCUGCCAUUCUGUCUAACCCCUUUCCUUUCUUUGUCAUGUUUGAAAAUUAAUAGGUGUACAAAUUUUGUAUUGCUUUUGGCUUUUUUUAGAAAUGGGUGAAGAAGUCUAACUGGGGUGGGGGGUGGGGAAAUGUCACCUCUUAUGAAGUGAAUUAACUUGAAAUCACAAGACAAAUAAGUGAUUGGUUAUUCAUUAUGAUCAAGAAUGUUGCCAAAACAACCCUUUAGUUAUGCUACAUCGUGGUGAAGAAAGACAGUUUUCAGUAGGAACCUUCAUUCUGUGAGCAGGAAAGGACAUCAAAUUCCAUUGAUGAGCAAGAUGGAAAAUACGUCCUAUUUCUUCAGAUGCUCUAAACCCUGAGUCCAAUAAAAUGAUAUUUUUAUUUUUCUGAUACUUCGCUGCUGUGGUACUAUGCAGACAAGUGUCUUCUCCACGUGCCAUUUUCAAAGAAAAGUCAUUUGCCAAAUAAUUCUCAUACAAUUCUGGUAAUGUGGUUUUUGACCAACUUUCUAAUGGAACAAUGGUAACAAAAAUAUUCAGUAUAACAAACUGAUCCUGUGGUCAAAAUGGUUCAUCUCUAUCUCUUUUUGUACAUCGGAAAAUUCAAAUGGGAUUUUUAUUUUCUAACUUGAAAAGAAAAACCUUACCAUUAAACUCUUUAACUAAGGGAAAUGGCUUUAAGGAGUUCUAAUGAAAAAAAAAAACUUGUCAGCUUUUUUUGUAAAUAUAAAUGUCAAUGAAGAUGCUUUUUAAUAAUACCAUUACACUGUAGAGAAGGUAGCAGAUUGAGUGCAAGGUGUGACAAGUGUGAUGUAUGGGGCUCACUUUCCACAUGUUAUUCCAGAGCAAAUGAUAGGUGAUCUGAGUUCAGAGACAGCUGGCAGGCAGCAGUGAACCAACCAAUCAGCAGCUAGUGAACAGGAAGGGGCGGGGCGGGCUUCAUAGCUGGCUUUUCCUGAAGAGUCCUCACUCUAAGCUCAAAGUAAGAGAAAGGCAGUUCACACUUAGAAGACUUGACCUUCCGAUUUGGGAACUCUCCCAUCUCUCCCACUUACUGUUCCAUAAAUCACUGGACUGAUUGUACAUGAAACAAAAGAAUUUCAGCUUCCUGUUUUUACACCUAUGAAACAAAAAUGUAGUGUUCAGUUCAUAUCUUUAGCACACGACUUUCAUAAAGAAUCUAUAUAUUUUUGCCCUAUAUGAAAUUGUUAUACAGGUCAAAUGUGUUUCUUAAAGCUCCUAUGCAGUUGUGGUAUGUUGGAUUUAGUGAUUUAACACUAAGAAGGAAACCCAAGAAUCAUGGGAUUAAAUUUGGAGGUAAUUAUUAUGACUCAGUUUUAAAAUUUGAGCAGUAGAACUUACCUUGAUGUGAUUCAUUGAAAUAGACCCAUGUGCUUUAGUGUCUUUGUAUCAAUAGAAACUAUAAAAUGGUUUUGGAAGAUUGAUUUUAAAGUGACUGUUCACACAAAAAUCAUUAUAUGACAUUAAGAUGAUUGUUAUUAUUUGAAGCCCACACUUUACAGUCCGAUUGCUGAAAUCUAAUUUUUCCUCAGAUACAUAAACAGACCACAUGCCCAUUAGAAACUGUAUGUAAAUGUUCCUCUACUUUGGAAGGUCCCAGGAACCAGGGAAAUGUGAAAGGCCAUUGACCACCCCCAAAGCUGCUGCCUCUUGGUACAGGAUUUCUCCAGAAACAUGCAUCCAUCCUUGUAAUGCUUAGGUGAUCCUCUCACAUGGAGGAGAAGUGGGAAGGUGUGAUAGCUAUGAGAGUUGUCCUGAAAGCACUUCGGUUAUUCUGAAGAGUUAUCAAGAUAGGCAGUUUCCCAGAAAGCUGCUUCGGUCAUGUGGUGUCUGAUGCUGAUGCUAUACAAGUGGUGCUAUCCUCUCCCUCAGUAUGGCUGUCUGAGUUUGUCCUACAGUGUCACACCCUUAUUCCAAUUCUUUGGGUUGCUCCUGACACACUCAAAGUGAACUCUGGCUGAUAUUGUUCCAGGAACACUGUCUGCAGUCAGUUUCAUAGGAGGGUGUCAUCCUUCAUUGGACAUGACUGAAAAUGUAACUGGCUCAGAACUUAGGGAGAUGCCCAGCUGACAUUAAAAUGAGGGAAAUAAAGUCGAGAUUUUUUUAAAACUGCCAUCUAUAUUCUCAUUGGAAGAAUUUUUAUUUUUUUCAAGCACCAUUUGGUGAGCCCAGAGCCACCAUACCCUAUCCCAGGAACACAGUGACAUGUCCAAACAAGAGCUGAGGUAUCAAUACCAAAAGAGCGUGGGGAUUCUGCACAGUUCCGGUUAGAUCAAUAGAAAACCCAUGUGUACAACUCUUAAUUCCUCAUCCUCCCCUAGCACUAAAUUUGUCACUUUAAAUUUUGAAACCAGGGAAAUGCCACCUGUCAUUCUGUCCCCAUUCCCCAUAGCUCUUUGAUCUUUACAUGACUCAAGACUUUUUUGAUAGUGUGUACUCAUCCCAGUGUCUACAGAAACCCCAUCAUGUAAUGGACCGGGCACCUUCUUUUAAAAAAAUGUUUACUCUCUGGGUUUGGUUCAUUUCAAUUUCUGUGUUCUGACACAUAUUUUUUUAAUAAAGAUGAGAAAGAGAAAAAUGACUGUUGCAGUAUGUUUCUAGACCUACUUUAACUUUACCUCAGAUGACAGUUUGUUAACAUAAAUGGACACAUUAUUUUUAACUUUAUGUACAAUGCAUUCAACAGAACAGCAAAAUUUUUAGAAAUUUUCCAUUAAUUUCUGUAACAUGCCAUGUAAAACUGUUACAAAUAAACAUGUUUGAGA